Closterium sp. Yama58-4 is the source of this 2520-nucleotide messenger RNA. The record is from the annotation of a GenBank genome assembly. Lineage: Eukaryota; Viridiplantae; Streptophyta; Zygnematophyceae; Desmidiales; Closteriaceae.
AUGGCCGCGUGGGGCGGCGCGUUCCGCGCAACGCGCGCGGCGUGGAAGAAGCGGAAGGGGCCGAUGCUGAUGCCGGGGCUGCUGGAGGCACAGCAGCUCGCCGUGGCUCGGCAGCCGGAACGUGUGCUUCGGAACCGAGGCUUGGUGGAGAUCGGGCAGGUCUGCCUGCCGAACGCGCUGCAGCAGUCGAUUAAAGCCAUCGUCGCGGAAGAAAGCAUCCGCCUUCUCGGCCUCCCACCCCCCAACGCCUUCGAGAUCCAGCCGGGGCCCCCUUUCCCCCCACCCCUUUCCCCUCAUCGCUUCCGCCGGUCCACCCCAGGCGCAACCAGUUCCGCGCACGUGCACCGCGACGUGCGCCGGUUGAUGGCCGCGUACGACGCGUUCUUCAGCGGGUGGCCGCAGCCGUCCGCGGAGCGCCUGGCGGACGACACGCGGGAGCCGCCGUUGAUGCGCGAAAUGGACGUGGGGCGCAUCCCCGACGCGCGGAUGGCGCGGCUGCUGCGCGGAUGGGAGAAGAACUCGUGGGGGAAGAGCGCGGAGGAGGGCGGGGAUGGGGACGCGCGGGAAACGGCGGAAAGGGGGAAAGGAGGGGCGCGGGAGCGGGGGGAGAGGGGGAGGCGCGCGGUGGAGUAUGGGGAGACGGAGGCCCUAGCGUACGCGGCCGCGCGCAUGCCGUCCUCCUAUGCCUCCGUGUUCCGCGCUCUCACCGAGGUGAAGCGGCGGCUGCCCUCACUCGCGCCCUCCUCCCUGCUCGACUUCGGAUCCGGGCCUGGCACCGUGAUGUGGGCAGCGAGCGAGGUGUGGGGCAGCACGGUGCAGAGGGCAGCAGCAGUGGAGCCCGCUGAUGCCAUGUGGGCUAUGGGGGAGCGCAUCAGAGCAGUGGCAGCGGCGGGUCCCAGGGCCCCGCGUGCGCUGCCCCCAGUGGAGCGAUACACCACCCUGCAGCACCUCUCAAGGGAGGCACGCGGGGCCGACCGGGUGUUUGACGUUGUGGUGGCGGGACCCCCUUCCCUUGCCCAAGCCAAUCACGCCUUUCAUACCCAGCUGAUCCUCUUGUGCAUCUCUGUGCUUCUGCUCUCCGUCCUCCUGCGCCCUCUCCUGCACUCUGCAGCGUUGUCUCCUCCUCCCCUCCCUUGCCUUGCCUCCCCUCGUCCUGCUCACCCCAUGCCCCCUCGCCCCUCCCACAUGAGCCAGAAAGCAGCUCGACUGGCUGAUAGGGGACCCAGCAAGAACGCACCACACCCCUCCAAACCCAUUCUACCGCCCGGUGCUCACGUGCUCGCCCCUUGUCCACACGACGGGCACUGCCCCAUGUACGGCACGGUCAGCUGGUGCCACUUCUCCCAGACGCUGCAGCGCUCUGCCGUGCAGCGCAUUGCCAAGGUACGGGGCACACAUCCUUCCACUUGGCCUUGCUACUCCGCUCUUCCCUUGUCUCUCGCCCUGCAUUCUCUAUCAAUCCUUGCAUCAUGGGCAUUCCCCCUCUAUCAUACCUUUUUUGCUCUCCCUCGCCUCACCACCCCUCUCGCUCCUUCACCUGCCACAGAGGGCAGCGGGGCAGGAGAUAACGGGCAGCACGGAGGAGGAGAAGUUCUCAUAUGUGGUGCUGCGCAGGGGACCUCGACCCGAGGUGGUGGCACCGCUGCAGCAAAUAGCCCAGUUCCGGAGGGAGGAGAAGGAGAGGCAGGCAAGGGAGGAAGCAGAGAAGGAGGCCAAGCGCCUGGCCAAGAAGCAAGGCCCAUCCCUCAGCACACAUCCACCAUGGCAACCCUCACAUGCCUGCUGCUUGCCGUUCCCGUUCCGUCCUUCACUCCCCUCUCCCCCACUCCUCUUCGGUGCGCCCCUGUGCUGUGUUCACCACCAGCCAAGUGGGGGCCGACAGUGCGGCUCAUCCCCCUGGACGAGGGACCCGUGGACGCAGAGGGGGGCGCGCUGCAAGGGGACGGGCAGGGUGAAAUGGAUGCAGGUGAUGAAGGGGAGCGGGUGGAGGAGGAUGAGGAAGAGGAAGAGGAGGAAGAGGAGGAUGUGGAUGAGGAAGAGGAGGCGGACGUUCGACCGAAGCACACUCCUGUGAGCUCACCAGACGAAGAGAGUGGGGAGAUGGAGGGCAGUAGGGAUGGUGAAACUGACAUGGACGGGAAUGUCACUGACAGCAGUGGUGAGGGUGACAAUGGUAACGAUGAUGAUGACUUGGAUGAUGAUACAAUCGAUCCCGAAUUAGCCACUGACAACCCGCCACGUGGCGACCGCUUUGCGAAUCUGAGUCCCGAGUGGAGCCGUGUGAUUCGCAAGCCGAGGAGGCGGGGGCAGCACGUGAUAGUGGACGUGUGUGCUUCUGUGGACGGCAGGGGGCGGCGCGGCGAGCUGCAGCGGCUGCUCUUCUCCAAGGCUGCUGGGCGUGUGGAGUACCGGUUUGCACGCAAGGUGCGGUGGGGUGACCUGUGGCCCAGCAUGGGCGAGGCACAGGAGGGCGAGAAGGACGGCAAGAGCGAGGGCGCAGAUACAAGUAUGAGCACGUAG